AUGGGUCAAGAGGUUGGUGGUUCUUGUGGUGGUGGCGUGACUCAAGAUAUGGGUGGUGGAGGAGGGCUGCGCGGAGCCGAUGGGGAAGCAAACCCGCGACCGCCUGCUGCUGGGGCUGCACGUGGGAGUGAGGAGGAAGUCGGGUGCUGCUUGCUUCUGCCGUGUGGAAGAGAAGGGAAGUUGCUGGUGUUUCUGUGGGCCGUGAAGCGGCUGGUGGCGCCCAGCUGCUUUGCUCACUGGUGGCGCAAGGGGGAGAAGAGAGAAAGAAGGAGAAGGAAGAGAAGGAGAGUGACGGACGUCGAGCUUCAAGUAGUAGCCGCCGCCGCCCUCCGUUCCCACGAAAAGGGUGUUUGCCAUCACCUCUUGGACAAUUCUUUUCUUCUUCAUCAUCUCCCACUCCUCAAGAAGGCGUUUUCAUCUUAUGAGAAUUCUUCUUCUCAAGGUAGAACACAACUAGAUGACUACUUAGGUGAGCAUAAAUUGGAUCCUUUGUCGGAUUUGGAUGUUCUUGGUUGGUGGAAGGAUAAUGCUAAAAGGUUUCCACAAGUUGCAAGUAUGGCAAGAGAUUUGUUAAGUAUUCCAAUUACUACUGUUGCUUCCGAGUCGAGUUUUAGCUUGGGAAGUAGGAUACUAACAAAAUGGAGAGCUUCCUUACUACCGGAGAGUGCCGAGACUUUGGUCACAACCCGAAGUUGGCUAUAUGGAUAUGAUGUUGAAAAUGAUAACAAUUCUCUUGAAGACGGUGUUGAAAUUCCGAUUUUGCGGGAUCCAAACAAAGAACCUCAAGUUAUCGGCGUAGAAGAGAGCGGAAUUGAAAUUCUUGAAGAUGAUGAUUUUUAGUAAAUGUUGUCUUAGAUUAUCAAAUAGUAGACUAUGAACAAGUUUUUUA
This is a messenger RNA of Amaranthus tricolor (Joseph's coat), 889 nucleotides long. RefSeq lists its product as uncharacterized. The record is from RefSeq and is a predicted model, not a curated record. The transcript has 4 exons. Gene Ontology annotation, molecular function: protein dimerization activity. Bases 1 to 840 code for a protein of 279 amino acids. Lineage: Eukaryota; Viridiplantae; Streptophyta; Magnoliopsida; Caryophyllales; Amaranthaceae.